GUCCGGCCUAGCACCCCCGACUAAAUAUCCAGGAUCCGAUAGCAGCCCGGGCGGGAUCAAACCUUGUAGACGCCUUGAACGGAGCUCCCCACAGCCUCUUCCCUUAUCGACUGCCUUGCACCUUUUAGACAGAGCCCGAUAUCGAAGAGAUCCUUCUUUAUCUACUGCACGGAGCCCCCGCAGCGGAAGCACCGUUUCGUGUGCCCUUCUUCCUGCCCGGGCGUUUACCUUUGGUCCACUUGUUACCACGGUAUGGAACCCAACUCUGGCCAAUGUGAGGAUGGAUCGCCUUCGGGUUCGAUAUCGGAAACCCCGCCUGCGGAUGAGUCGUCGGAGGGUGCUCCCGCGGACUUGCACCGGUCAAUUCCCUCUCGGGAGUCGUCGACCGUUGACCUCUUUGAGACCGUCGACGAAAGCCAUCCACUGUCUAACACUGGUUCUGAUGACGAUGGCCCCGGGUCAUCCCUGGCGGCCUCGAUAGCUAAUGCCACUACCAAGUCUACAAGCCCUGUUUCCCAGAGAUCUGUAUUUCGUCUACCGUCCGAUCGGACAUCCGCUCAACAGUCCCUAACAUCAUCCGCCACAUCACCACUACACAGAUCCCUCGCUUCUUCUCCCAUUACCCGGCCAGCGGAGCAGGCCUCGGAUCCGAGGUCUGCCCUGUUUGAUGAUCAUGUUGCCUCCGCCCAUGUCCCCGGCAGUCUACACUUGGCGCCCGAUAGUGCCAUUGAAAAGCUGGUGGAGCGUCAAGGCGUUAUUCCCUUGAUCCGCCAGUUGGCUUCGGACCUCGCCCAUCGUGACAGGGAACUGGUAUCCAUACGGCGGAGGGCGGAGGAGAGGGAGAGGGCUCUAAAGAGGAUGUUGGUGGAGGUUGAGGUAUCCAAUGCGGAUAUUGAGAAACGGUUGGCGGCCGCCACCCUGCAACGGAAGCCUUCUCGGGAGACUAUGCGUUCCGCCGCCGGGGAUACGAGCUAUACCGAGAGCAUUGACGAGAUGAUGCAGCAGGCUAUGAGUGAAGAGGAUGUUUUCAGUGUUGUCGACGAUAGCUUGAGCUUGAUGGAAGCCACCACCACCGAUCUUGGGGAUGACGACCGACACAGCACAAGGGAUGACAUGGUCACGCCAAAGGCAACCCUUAGAGCACGAUCGGAUUCUAGAUCGAUCCUAUUUGAACGGGAUACGGAUAGUAUGUCCAUUAUAUCUAAUGCAUCGUCGAGAAGGGGGUCCACAAUCCGUGGAUGGAAGAGUUUCUUUUGGGGUCAAGGAAUAGGGGAGGGGGAUGAGAGUAACAUCGGGAACGAGCGAUUGGUAUUGCAGAAUCCCCCCCCUGGUAAAAGGAGGGGGAUUACGCGCGAGACAUUUUCCCCCCCUCCGGAGGGGAAACCAAGAAUUCUGUCGCGAGCCUCCUCCCGUUCAUCCCUAGCCCCCCCCAAAUCUGCCCGUUCGACGAGUCUCCAAAUAACCUCUACCGUUCGCCGCACUGCGUCUCCCUCUUCACUUUACACUUUCCCGCAUUUUGCCUCGGAUCAAUCGCACCCGACACCCCCGCAUUUCAAGGCAGUUGGAGCUGCUGUUUCGAUGAUUCAGCCGGGAUCCCACGCCGAUGCACUCGUUCAGAGAGGGACAUCAAAUGCGGUUGCUGCUUGGGCGAUGAGGUUGGUUUCUCACGCCCCACCAUUGCAUGAGCAGGAAAACUUUAAUCCAAAGAGCCCUGUGCAACCAAGAAGUGCUAGCGCAGCUGAGGGAUUUGGACUACCGGCGGACAGGCGGACGAGCUCGGGGUCAAUUGAUCGUGAGAAUUUGCAGAGGAUAAUGGCGAAAAAUGCAGCAAGAACACAGUCCAGUCCUAGGAGGCGAGCUGCUUCUACUGCGUCCAAUGGGGCACCUCCCAAGUCAAACAAAUUCUUUCAGGAUAUCAUGGAUCAUGCAGAGCGUAUAGUGCCCCUAGGUAAUAGUUCACAGAACCCGUCCGGUGCGGAUCCAAGCUCCGGUCCCGUCGAGAUGGAUAGAAUCGUGCCACAUGCGGUCCAGCCGCCAACCCUGCUGCAAAGCUGGAAUGACUAUUACCCCACAGAUUACUUGACGGACCGAUUCGGGUUUAUAUAUGAUAAGAAGAGCAAGGCGCCGUCGGCCAAAAGCAUGUCGUCGUCGGUUGGUGGCGACGACGCCAAGAAGCCGCAGUACGGGGAUGCGAAGUCUGGAUCUACGUUGGAUGAGGGAGAUUCAUCGGAUGCGUCUGAUGGGGCGUAUUGCGGACUCUUGGAUGCUGGCGAUACCACGACACCAACAGUAUGGCAGGAACUUCCCUCGGAAAUGCCUUCAACGGGCUUACACCAACCUAAGGUUAGCAAGGAAGCACCAGCGAAGGCUCCAGAGAAUUCUCAGCAUGGUCAACCGGCCAAGUCACUAAUUGACAGAAUUGCAAAAUCCACAUCUGCAGUGGCUUCCCCGACAACCACAAAAUUUUCUGAAGCGCCCUUGGCCCUCCGAUCUCCGUUACACUCUAAAAUGACCUCCAUCGCGGAAGCAAGCACUGUUCAACUGCUUCUUGGGCAACUUAGCGACCUUCACGAUUCAUUGCAGAGAGAUAGAGGGGCUAAGUGGAAUGAAUUCCUGAAGAAAAUCCGGCAGGAAAGGCGUCGGGGUGAGGAGGAAGAAAAGGGUAUGCCAGAGGUCUUGAUGGGAGAUGGCGAACUCAUUGGCAUUGCGACAUUGGGGAAUGAGGGUAGAGGGGGCAGGCAACGAUGGAAAGAGUUUAAGGGCCUCGUUCUAGGUGGUAUUCCGGUGGCAUAUCGUUGGAAAGUUUGGGCCGAGUGCAGUGGUGCCACUGCAAUGCGGGUUCCUGGAUAUUACGAGGACGUUCUUGAGAACGGUUUGGACGACCCGCUAGUUAUCGGCCAAAUUGAAAUGGACAUCAAUCGCACUUUGACGGAUAACGUUUUCUACCGCCAGGGGCCUGGCGUUAGCAAAUUGAAGCAAGUUCUUGUUGCAUACAGCCGCCGAAAACCGGCCGUUGGAUACUGCCAAGGAAUGAAUAUGAUUGCGGCAAGUUUGCUUUUGAUCAUGCCAAGCGAGGAGGAUGCUUUCUGGGUACUCUGCAGUAUCGUUGAGAAAAUCUUACCGAAAACAUACUUUGAAUCAAACUUGCUGGCUUCUAGGGCCGACCAACAGGUUUGUGGUGCUCUAGUCCGUUUUAUGGUCGCAGGCGUUUUAACCUAUCUUCAGGUUCUCAAGCAAUACGUUCAAGAAGUGCUCCCGUCAUUGCACAUGCACCUUCAGAAACUUGGGGUUGAACUAGAAGCCCUAACCUUCCAAUGGUUCUUGAGCAUAUUCACCGAUUGUCUUGCAGCGGAAGCACUCUUCCGUAUCUGGGAUGUAAUACUAUGUCUUGUUGGGAGCCCGUUUCUGUUUCAGGUGGCCCUGGCCCUGCUCCGUUUGAACGAGAAGGCUCUCAUUUCCUGCAAAAGUGCGGCAGCAGUCUACAGCUACUUGAAUGGGGAGAUGACACACCAGGGGAUUAGUAUAGACGGAUUGAUCAGAGAAAGCGAUGGGAUGAAGCACCACGUGAGGAGGAAAGAAGUCGAACAGAGGAGAGAAAGGGCUGUCGAGAAGGAGUUAGGAGAGAUGGGCUCAGAGGACAACGGGAACGCCGCCGCCACAGAAGGCGUGAAGACGGGCUCGCAAAUCCGCGUGGUGGCCAACAGUUCCUGCGAAGUAAGCCGGGAACCGAGCACCAAGAGUAUUCACAAUGAGGAGAGAGGAGAUAGCAGUGAUGAGGACAAAACGAAGGGAGAAACCGGAGCGGAGCCGAGUAGCGGCGUUAUCCAAGAAGAAACUGCGGAGGAACUAUUAGCAGAGGACGCCAAACCCCUUGUGGAAAUAAUCGAGCAUGUCGCCAACGAAGAUCAAGGUCCAGGGAUCAUGUCAUCACCGCCUCCGGACAAGCAAAUCGCUUCUAUUCCUCCUACGGAAGCCUCUGCAAUUCCUAUCGUCGCUACUACGUAGCCUCGUGCUCUCACACCCACUGAAUUGGCAUAUAUAACGAAUUAACGAACGCAUGAACGAACGGUGGGGCUAGCAAGGGCGUCUGACUAGUCCCGACGCGGGAUUAUUAUUUUUUUACUCUCUCCCUUUUACUCUCUCUUGUCUCUGUUGCGUUUAAAAGACUUUUCGGGCAUUUAUAUUAUAAGAGUUAUCACCUUACCGUUUUCCACCGCUCCUAUGUGUGUGGCGUUGCGCUGUCUUUCUUUUUAUUUUUAUCUUUUUCCUGUAUCACCGAGCUUAUUACCUUAUGCAUUACUUUUCUACUUUAUUUUUUUCAAUCCAAUUUCGUCCCGUUCAGGAAAACAUCACUACAGCACUUUCUUCUUCUUCCUUUUCUCUUUCCUCAUAUUCCUUUUUUGUCCCACCCAACACGGGAGGAUGUGCAUAAUCCGGGAGUGGGUUCGGUUGGUUCGGGUUCGCGUGUACUUGUAUUGUAUCGGCGUUUUGCUGCUCGUCUGUCGUGGGUAUUGGGUGUCUGUUCCUCGCUUGUUCGGGCCACGUUAUGUGAAUUUGAAGAUGGUGUGUUUCUUUAUUGUGUUUUGGGUUUGCCCCCCGUGAUGUUCUGAGGAGCAUGUGUAGAAGAGCGCGAUAGAGUAGAUUUGUGUGGUGAGCGGCGGUGUUCUCUUUUUUUUUCUUUUUCUUUUUUCCUUCUUUUUUUCUCUUCACAGUUGGCCGGUUAGGCCUUGCUAUGGAGCACGAGUAUCGGCAUUGGCUUGACGAUGAUGAAGCAGAGAUGUGUAAGUUGGUGCAUAGUACGAGUACAUGUAUACAUUGUUCAUUCGACCGUGAGUCGUGCGUGAGUAACGGAUCCUACGAAUAGUGCUACAUACGUUCCGGACAGGUCCUGCACUACGAUACAGUACUGGAAUGCACAAAAACCGAGUGCUACCUGAUGAAUCGUAAUACGCUGCAUACGGUAUGAUACCGGUAGUUGCAGACUUGCAGUGGGCCACCCCCUUCGAAAUAAUAACAAGGCGGCCGCUGCCGCACCAUACCAUACCAUACCAUACCGCGCAGGUACGAUCUCGCGACGCAGGGCUUAGCAUCGCACCGCACCCUUCAUUGUGCCCACAUAACAGACCCUCGGGAACACGGUACCGUACGGUACACCACAGUGGGAUAAAUAUCGGUAAUGCGCCACGUGUUCGUGAGGCUGUACCGCACGUACCGGUACUCGAGUACAGGUACGAGUACAGUACCUGGUACUCGUACCAGGAUUUCUUAUGUCCGAAAAGCGCUUUCCCGAUUCUGAGCCU
This is a messenger RNA of Tuber aestivum (summer truffle), 5300 nucleotides long. NCBI's taxonomy places the organism in Eukaryota, Fungi, Ascomycota, Pezizomycetes, Pezizales, Tuberaceae. The record is from the annotation of a GenBank genome assembly.